Trachemys scripta elegans is the source of this 930-nucleotide messenger RNA. Its product is annotated as serine protease 33-like. The record is from RefSeq and is a predicted model, not a curated record. Gene Ontology annotation, biological process: proteolysis. Gene Ontology annotation, molecular function: serine-type endopeptidase activity. NCBI's taxonomy places the organism in Eukaryota, Metazoa, Chordata, Testudines, Emydidae. The transcript is spliced from 5 exons. Bases 1 to 930 code for a protein of 309 amino acids.
AUGGGGCGUCUCCGCUCCCCACUGGCCCUAGCACUGCUGGCGAUGACCCUGCUGCAGGGGUGCGGCCAGCCCAGGAUCUCCGGCCGGAUUGUGGGGGGUGGAGAUGCCCCAAGGGGCCGGUGGCCGUGGCAGGUCAGCAUCCAGCACAAUGGACACCACUUCUGUGGUGGGUCCCUCGUCUCAGCCCAGUGGGUUGUGUCAGCAGCUCACUGCUUCCAAUUAUCUGACCUUGUCUCUUCCUAUCGUGUGAACUUGGGGGAGUACCAGCUCUCCUAUCCCUCCCGGUGCCGGAUCUCAUCCCCCGUGAGCCAGAUCUUUGUCCAUCCCAACUACAGCAGCACGUGGAAGUCUGCCGACAUCGCCCUACUGCAGCUGACAGAGCCAGUGCGAUACACCAAUGAAAUUCUCCCCGUCUGCUUGCCGGGCCCCUCCGACUCCUUCCCUGACAACCACGUGUGCUGGGUCACUGGUUGGGGAAGAAUAGACUCUGAGGUCUCUCUUCCACCCCCUAAGACACUGCAGGAGGUUCAGGUCCAGCUGAUCGACACUGCAGCCUGCAACACCCUCUACAACAUCAACCCAGCCCCGAACAUCGGCAGGGAUCGCGUCAAACCUGAUAUGAUCUGUGCCGGCUACGCUGAAGGGCAGAGGGACUCCUGCCAGGGUGAUUCUGGGGGGCCGCUGGCAUGUGACCACAAUGGGACCUGGUUCCUGAUGGGCAUCGUGAGUUGGGGGGAAGGCUGUGGCCAGCCCAAUCAUCCUGGUGUCUAUGUCCGGACGGUGGCCUAUGACGAAUGGAUAUGGGAGCACAUUGGCUCCGGGAGCCAAGCCAGCACCAUGGGGAACUGCACCUCAGGGACAAAUGAUGCCAGACCCUCCUUCAGCAGCUUCAUGCUUCUCUUCAUCACCACUCUCCUGAUGUCACUGUAA